AUGGCUGCCGGAAGGUUACUGCUCUACACGGGCCUCUCGCUAGCGCUCUGCGCCCUCGGCAUGCUGGCCGUGGCCAUCUGCUCGGACCACUGGUACGAGACGGACGCCAGGAAGCACCGGGACAGGUGCAAGGCCUUCAACACCCGCCGGAUCGACCCGGGCUUCAUUUANAACUUGCCGCUGCGCGCGAGCCGCUCGCGCCUGGACCGCUGGGAGGGCAAACUCCUGCGGGCCCGGAAUCGCAGGCAGCUCUUCGCCAUGAGCCCCGUGGACGAGUGCAGCCGGCAGUACAACUCCACCAACAUGGGCCUCUGGAGGAAGUGCCACCGGCAGGGCUUCGACCCCGAGAUCGCGGCGCUCAUUCGGAAAGGAGAAAUUGAGAGAUGCACGUACAUCAAAUACCACUACUCCUCAGCCACCAUCCCGAGGAACCUCACUUUCAACAUCACCAAGACCAUCCGUCAGGAUGAGUGGCACGCCCUGCACCUGCGCAGGAUGACGGCCGGCUUCAUGGGCAUGGCGGUGGCCAUCAUCCUCUUCGGCUGGAUCAUCGGCGUGCUGGGCUGCUGCUGGGACCGAGGCCUUAUGCAGUAUGUGGCCGGGCUUCUCUUCCUCAUGGGAGGAACCUUCUGCAUCAUAUCACUGUGCACCUGUGUGGCCGGGAUCAACUUCGAGCUGUCACGCUACCCCCGCUACCUGUAUGGACUCCCCGAUGACAUCAGCCAUGGCUACGGAUGGUCCAUGUUCUGCGCGUGGGGGGGCCUGGGCCUCACCCUCAUCUCGGGGUUCUUCUGUACCUUGGCCCCCUCUGUGCAACCUGUCCCGAGGACCAACUGCCCCAAAUCCAGACCCGAGAACGGGACAGUGUGCUAAAAAA
Messenger RNA from Miniopterus natalensis, 877 nucleotides. RefSeq names its product transmembrane protein 178B (gene TMEM178B). Gene Ontology annotation, cellular component: membrane. The record is from RefSeq and is a predicted model, not a curated record. NCBI's taxonomy places the organism in Eukaryota, Metazoa, Chordata, Mammalia, Chiroptera, Miniopteridae.